GAAAAGUAUCUUCUCCGCGGCAAGCAAUCCGAAGGGUUUUGAUUCACGCAGCUUCGCGGAAUGUCUUUCAAUCCUGAACUCGCCUCUCAGUUUGACAUACCGGACCUCGAAAAGGAUAAAUUGGUAGGCGAAGUGAUCCGCUACAUCCUGUUCAAAACCGAGCAAAAUUCAGGCUGUCCGAUUAAGAGGGAGGAGCUGACUCAGUUGAUUACGGGUAAAGGGUAUAAGCAGAGAAAUUUCCCUUCUUUUGUAAUCGAUGAGGCCAAAUCGAAACUAUCUUCAAUCUUCGGGUAUGAAAUGAGAGAACUUCAGCGGUCUCGGCCUUCGGCGGCAGCCAAUACAGGCCGCGCUUCGCAAUCACAACAGUCUGUUGGUGAGGCGAAAUCGUAUGUAAUCAUAAGUAAGCUGCCUUCUGAUGUCUAUGGAAAAUUUGUAGAGGAUAAGGGUUCAGUACAUAUGCCAGGCUUAACUUUUGUUGUAAUUGGGAUAAUUCAUUUAGCAGGAGGCAGAAUUACCGAAGAAAAUCUUUGGCAUCAUCUAAAGCGCUUGGGAUUGCAUGAAAAUGAGGAAAACCAUCCUCAAUUUUCAAAUACCAAACUGGCCUUGGAAGCACUUGCCCAGCAAAGGUAUUUGCAGAAAGAAAAAGUUAAUGGUCCCGAAGGCAACAUUGUGUAUUAUGAGCUUGCAGAGAGAGCUCUAGAUGCACCUAUUUAUGACAAAAUCAAAGAGUAUGUAGCUCAGAUGGUGCAGAAAGAUGCAACGGCGUUAGAGACUGAUUAGCUAUCUCGUUUUGCCCAGCCGUACGUAGGACGAGUAAGCUACUCGACUACACAUCUUGUGUAUAAUCUUGAACUGUAAGUGAAUUCUUCUGGGUGGUGGUAGAAUUUGUUGGAGAUGAUUGAAUGGUGAUGAACAAUGUUGUAGAAUAAUCUUGAACUGUAACUUUUUGUAGCUAUUACUACUAUUAUUGGGGAAAAAAUAAUCUUGUGUAUA
Salvia hispanica is the source of this 993-nucleotide messenger RNA. RefSeq lists its product as uncharacterized. The record is from RefSeq and is a predicted model, not a curated record. Gene Ontology annotation, cellular component: nucleus. Lineage: Eukaryota; Viridiplantae; Streptophyta; Magnoliopsida; Lamiales; Lamiaceae.